AUGACGCGCCGCAGAAGAAGCUGGACAGCAAAGGAGGAUGAGCUCCUCCGCACCCUGGUUCAGAAAGACCUUGACACUUUUGGCCGGGUGAUGUGGUCUGAGCUGGCUCAGAAGGUACGCGGUCGCACGAAUAAGGAUUGUCGCAGACGAUGGUGGAACACACUGGCUGAAUGGAACAUCAAAGGGGUCUGGUCUCCGGAUGAGAACAAACGACUGGUCGAGGCAGUAAGGAUGUAUGGAAGCAAGUGGACUCAGGUUGCAGCAGUCGUGGGAACUCGAUGCGGAGAUCAAUGCUCGAGUCACUGGCGUGAGGUACUGCGACCCAAUGUCAACUACUGCAGCUGGACAGAAGAGGAGAUAGGCCGACUUUCCUUCCAGGCGUGUCAUCCCCGGACGAUAGUUGAUUCGAGAACGGCGCAGGACGAAGAGCUUUUGCAAGCAAUUCAAAUAUGUGGGACCAACUGGUCAACCAUUGCGGCCUUCCACCUCCCUCACCGAACGGGACUGGGCUUGAAGAAUCGGUAUGCGAGGAUACGUGCAAAGGCACGUGCAAACACU
Messenger RNA from Aspergillus homomorphus CBS 101889, 558 nucleotides. RefSeq names its product SANT/Myb-like DNA-binding domain-containing protein. Gene Ontology annotation, molecular function: DNA-binding transcription factor activity, RNA polymerase II-specific; RNA polymerase II cis-regulatory region sequence-specific DNA binding. The transcript has 2 exons. The annotation marks the transcript as partial. Gene Ontology annotation, biological process: regulation of DNA-templated transcription. Gene Ontology annotation, cellular component: nucleus. The record is from RefSeq and is a predicted model, not a curated record. Lineage: Eukaryota; Fungi; Ascomycota; Eurotiomycetes; Eurotiales; Aspergillaceae.